Molecule: messenger RNA, 1710 nt
Organism: Sclerotinia sclerotiorum 1980 UF-70
Lineage: Eukaryota; Fungi; Ascomycota; Leotiomycetes; Helotiales; Sclerotiniaceae
Exons: 4
Coding region: 1-1710 (569 amino acids)
Biological process (GO): regulation of DNA-templated transcription
Cellular component (GO): nucleus
Molecular function (GO): transcription cis-regulatory region binding; DNA-binding transcription factor activity, RNA polymerase II-specific
Source: RefSeq, a predicted model, not a curated record
AUGCCAUCGAAGUUUCAACGAAGAAAUAUGCCACAAGCUCUUGAUGCUCUAAGCAAACCCCUUGCAUAUAACUGUGAGAGCCAUCACAAACAAAUCUUUAAAGAUGAUAACCCCCUUUCGCCCACGCCAUUGAAAGAGAUACCACUACCCUUACCAUCAAAAUAUAUACCCGGUCGCAAACUCACCCUUUCUCAAGCAACUCACCUCCUGAAUUCUUAUAUUCCCAAACUUCCAUUCUUUCCCUUCGUCACACUCCCCGCCAACCCCACAAUUCCAACCCUAUCUCAACAAUCCCCUUUCCUUCUUUUGGCCAUCCUCACCACGGCUGCCAUCCCGCAUCCUUACCUCCACCACCAACUUGACCAGGAAUUCCGUCGUGUUUUAAGUCUCAAACUAAUUGUUAAUUCGCAAAAAUCACUCGACUAUCUUCUAGGUCUUCUUGUGUAUAUAGCUUGGUAUCCCAUGCAUACCAAACCGAAAUCCAAUCCAUGCUUUACAUACAUGAACCUUGCCAAUUCGUUAGCGGUGGACUUAGGACUCGACAAAGCGGAGCCUCAAACAAAUAUUUUCGGGGAGUUCGAUUUGAAGGGACUUGUGCGUAGCGAUGGUCGCUGGACGACGGAGGCCAAGAGAGCCUACAUGGGAUGUUAUGUUUUAUGCUCUCAGCUCGCUAUAGGGUUCAGUAAGCCACAAACCAUGUCCUACGAGAAUCUUUUACCUAGCAAUCCUGAUUCCUUCAUUCCAUCUCAUACAAGUACACCAGCGACAGCCAUGGUAAUACUUGAGCGUAUCUCUGAUCGUACCAACGACGCCUGGACCCUGAAGAACUAUCCGCAAAUGGAUGCAUUUAGCACUGAACUAUAUGUUCAAUUGUUUACCGCUGAACUGGAUACUUGGAAACGGAAUGUACCAGAAUAUAUCACUGCUUCACUGCAAUCUCUCGUCGCACUCGUACGACUCACAUUCGUCAUCGCACACGUGGAGAACUGGUCAGCCGAAACUACACGUGAGAGAAUCGGCCUAAGUAUGUAUUUAGAAGCACUAUGUUUCAGACUCCGAGGUCUCUCAUCAACUUUCCAAUCAUCGUCUAAUAAAGCAGACCUCGAGUCUAGCGAAAGCGAGACGAUAGAUAUUAGUAGUAAUAAGGGACAAAAAGAACAUUUUGAUAAAUACUUCGUCUUGAAUAGUAUGUUAAGUACGCUUAAGAAAACAUGGGAACAGCGCGUCGAGGCUAUUGUUCCGAAAGCUUCGACUCUCUCGAGGGGAAAAUGUCCGGUGUUUCAUCCGGAGGUGGCGCCGUUGUUGGGAAAUACAAAUUUGGAUUUUGAUUUUGAGGAUAUGCAUGCGUGGGAUGAGGGGUUAGGUGCGGGGACGAUGGGAUGGGAUGUUGGGGUUGGGGUUGGGGAAGCUGGGUCGUCUGGUGAUAAUGUGCCAUAUACGGGUGAAAGUUUUAAAAAAUCGGGACAGGGACAGGAACAAGUGGGUUUACAGGGGGUUAGUAGUGAAGGUGAAGGAGGAAUGGGAAUGGGAAUGGGAAUUUCAGGGAUACGUCAACAGGAAGGUACAGAGACGAUGAAUCAUGAUCUAUGGGACACAAUGACAUGUUCGUGGGCAGAACAAUCUUCUACAUGGCCGAUAGCGAUAAGUCAGGGAAAUUCUAACAUGGCUGGUAAUGAAGAAGUAUUUAGAUAUCAAGGUGGGGAGCAGUAG